UUUUCUUUCUUUUUUCUUUCUUCUUUUCCUUCUUCUUUCCUUAUCCUUCUUCUUCUCAACAAUCGAUCACACAUCCACCACAGAUAUAAGCACAUAGAGAUACCCAUAUAAAACAAUAUUAUAGAGGUGAUAAACAGCUUGAGCAGCAAAUCAAUCAAUUACUAGAACGACAGCGACAUCUUAUAUAUCCAACAAUGACUCAACAAGAACAACAUCAAGCAAGACUCGCUUUCAUCGGAGGAGGCAACAUGGCUGAAGCCAUCUUGGGCGGUCUUCUCGCCUGUGGAUACCCUCUCUCUCAAUGUGUGGUCACAGAGCCAAUCCAAGCUCGGUGUGAAUUCCUCCAGACCAAAUACCCUGGUCUCCAAACCCUUUCAGGUCCUCAAGCCAACAGAUUGGCUGUCACCGGUUCUCAAUCAACUAAAGCAACUGCUGAUCUGAUCAAGGAAGGAUCCAUUCAGGUCAACCCUACAACCGCUUCUGCCGAUUUCGCUCCUGCAGAGGUCGUCAUCUUGGCAGUGAAGCCCCAGAUCCUUCGAUCAGUAGUCGUGGACAUCGCCCCCGCAUUGUUGGCUCGUCAGCCUUUGGUCAUCUCAAUCGCUGCUGGUAUCGAGACAAGUGCGAUCGCACGAUUCAUGGCUGAGGGCUCAUCAUCAUCUGGAGCAACUUCAGACGCAACCGUAACAGAAGAAUCAGGAUACAAAAAUACAAAGAAACAGCUUCCUCCAGUCAUUAGAGUCAUGCCCAAUACCCCCGCAUUGGUCCUCGAGGGUGCAGCAGGGAUGUAUGCAACGGCUGAUGCGACUGUAGAACAUCGUCGGGUUGCGGAAUCGUUGAUGGGAGCUGUGUCGAAGCAAGUUUCCUGGGUCGAAUCCGAAUCCUUGAUCGACACCGUGACCGGGAUCUCUGGAUCUGGACCCGCAUAUUUCUUUUUGAUGAUGGAGGCCAUGGAGGAAGCCGGUGUAGCUCUGGGAAUGGAUCGUGAGACUGCCAAGGCUUUGACGAUUCAAACUUGUUUGGGUGCUGCAAAGAUGGCUCAGCUCAGUGAGGACGAUCUCAAGACCUUGCGGGUCAAGGUCACAUCGCCUCAGGGUACAACCGAUGCAGCCAUCAAGGCUUUUGAGGCCGGUGGAUUCCGGGAUUUGGUCCAAAAGGGUGUCACUGCUGCCGAUGCCAGAAGUCGUACCCUCGCCAAGGAAUUGGGAGGAUCAAAGUUGUAGAUUAAACAAGGGAGACCUGCCCAUUUUUUUUUUUUUUUUACUCAUCUCCCU
Lobosporangium transversale is the source of this 1271-nucleotide messenger RNA. Its product is annotated as pyrroline-5-carboxylate reductase dimerization-domain-containing protein. The transcript has a single exon. Lineage: Eukaryota; Fungi; Mortierellomycota; Mortierellomycetes; Mortierellales; Mortierellaceae. Gene Ontology annotation, biological process: L-proline biosynthetic process. The record is from RefSeq and is a predicted model, not a curated record. Gene Ontology annotation, molecular function: pyrroline-5-carboxylate reductase activity. Bases 195 to 1220 code for a protein of 341 amino acids.